CACAAGUCACUUCACCCUGUACACUGACCAUUGUCCAUUGUACCUUUCACAAUCUACGCUCUCUACCUUUAUCCGCCCUCCACACGCCCAGUAAUCCGCCCCGUCGCCACUUUCGUCAAGAUGCUAUUCUUCAGCUUUUUCAAAACGCUGACCCAACAGACCGUCACCGUCGAGCUCAAGAACGACAUCUCCAUUCGCGGCACCCUCAAGUCCGUCGACCAGUACCUCAACAUCAAACUCGACGACAUUACCGUCCUAGAUGAACUCAAGUACCCGCAUCUCAGCUCCGUGAAGAACAUCUUCAUCCGAGGUUCCGUGGUCCGGUACGUCCAUCUGCCGCCCGACAAAGUCGACAGGGGUCUGCUCGAGGAUGCAUGUCGAAGAGAGGCAAUGGCGCAGCGAGGGAAGGGCGCGUGAAGGGUAAACAGUUGGACCAAUUUCGGUAUUUAUAUGGAAAGGAAGAGGACUUGUUCUCCGCUGGUUCGCUGCUCGGUUCAAGUCCUUGACGGCGUGGGCGGAUUGGUUGUAUGCCUGAGAAGAGCAAUGUUAUCUCCAAACCAGAGAUCGUAACGGGAAGUCAGAAUCUGAACAGGCUAUAUUGGUCGCCCUUUUCGAGAUGGCUCGCUGUCGCGAGCAGGCAUAUUUCAAGAUACCAAGAUUGUCCGGCCAGGCAGAGGCUGUAUGGAGCAAUUGGUGUCAGCGAAGAAAUGCAGUGGGACGUCGUUGGGCGAUUCGAUAUUUGCGUCGUGAUGGAGGACUCCAGACCCUGGAAUGUCCACCAUCUGCGCCUGAGCGAGUGGAGCGAAAACCCAGUUCUCAAUGCUUGCAGCAUGGGCAUAAGAGUGCCUGCUGCCGUGGUGCCUUAUCCGAAACAGGCAGCCGAGCAUGGAAGGAAAUGCCGUAGCUUUGACGUCCCAUCGUCAAUACCACAGGAUCAUGGUUCCAAUCAAUUUCUAUCGUGGUGUUUGAUCAGUACAGAGUUCUG
Molecule: messenger RNA, 985 nt
Organism: Exophiala xenobiotica
Lineage: Eukaryota; Fungi; Ascomycota; Eurotiomycetes; Chaetothyriales; Herpotrichiellaceae
Exons: 2
Coding region: 121-417 (98 amino acids)
Biological process (GO): mRNA splicing, via spliceosome
Cellular component (GO): P-body; U4/U6 x U5 tri-snRNP complex; Lsm1-7-Pat1 complex
Molecular function (GO): RNA binding
Source: RefSeq, a predicted model, not a curated record